GGUUUACACUUUUUUUUUCGAGAAGUGUCGAGAUAUGAGUUGUUUCUGGGAAAGAAGAUAACAUCUGCGUUAGAGUUGUUGCAUUUAGGUUUUGCUCCCAUAAUUCUGAUAGACUGAACAAAUUUAACGAGAAAGUUGAAGGUAAACAGGACAUAUUAGUUGGAUGACAGGCUGUUUUUUUUAUUUUCGCUAAACUUUAUUUAAAACCUCCUGCAGAACAUUACAGCUCGAACUAACGUGCGCCCUAACAACAACAUACUGACUGUGCUGAUGGGAAAGGAAGAAACUGCAGGGUUUUAAUUACCUAAGUAAGAACUGAGCUAUUGUAAGGUACACACAGCAACAGCAGCUUUUUGUCAGAGUUUUGUUUAGCUUUAGUUAGAUAGCGGUUUCGUGUCGUUACACUUAUCUUAUGGCUCAAACAGUCAGCUCUGAUGCUCCGAGCAGCUAGCAUGUCGAGCUAGCAGACUGGAGGCAUCAUUAACUUUAUCUGCAGAGUCGACGCGUCCAGUGGGAUAUGUAGCUAAUCUAAAAACGUCAGAUAGAUAUCUAAACCAUGGAUAGAUAGUCUGGUUGAUCAAAAAAUAUCACUGUCUGUGAGCUGAACAGACUUGAGUCCAGUAUGAGUGCAGCAGCCGGGGACGGGGAGCCUGGGACUUUCCUGGAUAACGCCAAGGAAGAUCUCAGUGGUACCUGCACAGGAGACACCUGCAAACGAGUAAGUUCAAGACUGAGCAGGGAAACGGACAACUGAAAGGGAUAUUAUAUAUAUAAAAUUAAUUUAGGGUCAAACACACCGUAAUACCGAGUCAGACACCCCCUCGAGAGAUGAAUGUUGCAACUCACCUACUCUCUUCCAGCAGCUGCUUGUUUGUAGAGAGACCUCAGGCCAGUCCAUUACGGACGACAGCCGGGUGACGCAGCUCAAGGAAGAACAUUUAUGAUCAUGUCUUCAUGGAAAUGCAAUCAAACCAAGACUCUAAGGCAGAAAAACUGCCGCGUCUGCAGUGCAAAAUGAUAAAUAUGAUGAUUAUUACUUCAAGGAAAUUAUAAAGUAAUGAUCAUAAAUGUUCUUCCUUGACCUGCGUCACCCCGCUGUAGUCCAUAAUGGAUCUUGCUACAAACAAGCGACUGCUGGAAGAAAGUAGGUGAGUUGUUAGUCUCUUUGCAAAAGAAAUUAAGCAAAGCUAACAAGAUGUUUGGUGGCUAAGAUAUUUGUUGUAUUGUUGAUUUCAACAUUACCUGAUUUCUUGAUUCACCGGACACAGUGUUUAAGUGUCAAUCUAAGGAUAACAAAUGUUAAAUUUGUAGCAGGGAUGAAGAAAACAAAUCUGACUCUUGAACAAACUUUAACCUAACUUAACUCCUAAGUCCUUUACGGUUCAAACUCAUUUUCAAGGCAAAAAUUCAAGACACCUUGUAAAACAUGUCACACUGAACCAUGACAUAGAUGAAAGAGAAUCUAUAUAGACACAACACUCUGUAUUGUUCACUUGUUUGGUGUCACCUCACCAAUUGAGUUCAGGGCUGGGGUUAAAAAAAAACAAAAAAAAACAACCAUCAUGUAUAUUAUUAUGAAAAAGACCAAGGAUGGAAACUAGGACUGGUAUGAGGAAUAUCAGGAACCAACCCAAGGCUUUUGAUAUCACAUGUGUCAAAGGUUCGUGGAAAAGUUUGAUAGAAAAACAAAAACAAAGAGAGAGAGAGAGAGAGGAUGAUGAUAUUGAGGAUGACACUGACUAUUCAUUUUUCUUUGGUAUUGACACUGAUUGAAUGCAUUAUGGCUGUUGAAAAGUAGUCAGUGGGUUUGAUAAAAUGGUGAAAACUUGAUCUUGUUCCUUUUAUACAACUUUGGGCAAGAAGUACUGUGUAUUUUUGUUGAAUAUGACAGCUGGUAUUGUUGUCCAGGUGUGUUUUUUUUAUAUUAAUUAUAGCCUUUGUCUCUUUCAUUAGAAAGAGUCAAUUAAACUAUCAAUAUGAUGCUUUGCUUUGUUAUCUUGCAGGACUCUGCAGUAUGCACAGGCAGUACCGAAAUAAAGAGCCGCGCUGUGGUCAAAUAUUCAGCCGCUCCACCUCCCACCAGUUAUGCCCUGCUGCAGGAGAAGACAGAUCUGAAGCUGCCGCCCGCAAACUGGCUGAGAGAAAACCCCCAGCUGGGCAGUGCCGGCACCACCGUGUUAGGGUCCAGCAGCAAGAGCAAGCCUUUUUCCAGGUACAUCAGGAGAAGUACAGUUUCCAGUUGUUUUGUUGCUCUGGUGUGAAUACUUGUUGGUCUAUCGAAGAAUUUAGUUUUAUUUGUUACAGAAAAGACACUGUCCGUUUUAAAGGAAAAAUUGUCGAAUGCAGUCUUUUACAAAACCUGAUCAGAUAAAUGGGGCCAACCUGUUGAUUGUUGUGCAUUUAAUUUGUACAGUUUUGGUUUGGUAGACUUGAAAAAGACUUACUGAUCCCAGACAUUAGAUUAACAAAUACAAACUUGUUUUUGGCCUCUCAACCUUCACCCUAAUAGUGUGAGUUUUUGCUGUUAUAAUCUUGUCCCACCACACAGUUGUGAUGAAUCACUUUUUUUCUUCUGCAGUUUCGGGAUGGCUUAUGACUUCAUUGACUGCAUUGGGGAUGAUGUUGACGUCGUAUCAGACUCGGAGGUUUGUGGAGAUGAGACUUUUGAACAUUUGUGUCCUUGGAUCUGGAGAAAAUGUCCAAAUACUUGAUCAAAAUAUUUUUUUUUCUCUCAUUCAGAACAUCAAGAAGCUUCUGAAAAUUCCUUACAGCAAGUCCCACGUCAGUAUGGCUGUUCAUCGGGUGGGGAGGACUUUGCUUAUGGAUGAGCUGGACAUCCAAGAGCUCUUCAUGAGCUCCUCACAGGUACAUGAGGACUUUCUUCAGACUUGUACUGUACCUGAUUGUUUGAAGUAUGUAGCUGUAGUGGUGUAUUCUCAUUGCUGCUUGUGUGUUUAUAGACAGGUGAUUGGACGUGGCUCAAAGAGUUUUACCAGCGAUUUAUAGAUCAGAAGUGGCAGAGGAAGAAGAAGAGCAAAGAGCACUGGUAUCAGAAAGCAAUUCUGUCCAAGUUCCUCUACUACAGGUGAGUACAAGUGUGGGCUCAUCAUGGGAGCUAAGGUGCAUCUUGGACAGCCUUAUUACUUAACAACCAUUGUUUCAUUUCCAGUAUAAAUGGUGAUGGAGCUGCAGAGCCUGUACCAGACAGCCUGAAUGAAGGAGAAGAGGAGAAUGGUGCAGGGGAGUUGAGUUCUUCAUGGCCGACCACCUUCACAAGCCCAUCGCCUGAUGCAGAAGAACGAGAUGCUCCCAAGCAGGUAGAGCAUCCUGACUUUUGGACUGUUGCUUCAUAGUGUUUAGUCAUAAAGGUCAAGUCUCUCCAAAACUAUUCCAAAUUUUAGAAAGGAGUGUGGACUAAUUAAAUGAGAUUUUUAUUUGUUCAGAAUGCAGUAACAUUUCUGCUCUUAAAUGUGCAGGAAAGUGUCCCCAUGGAAAGCAAGUUUGCUCUGGGACAGGUGACGUCAGUACCGAAAGAGCAAAACCUGCCUAUGCUCUUCAACGAAGGAGAGAACAGCCAGGUAAAAAAGCAAAAAACUUUUCCUCAAUGUUAAUCUCCUAUAAAGUCAUGUUUAAUGUAAACCUGAAUGCAGGGUUUUCUAACACUUUGUUGACGUCUUUCACAGGGUUUAAAGAACGACUUUGUGCGAAACAUCAUGUGGACAUUUGAGGAUAUCCACAUGUUGGUUGGGUCCAACAUGCCUAUUUUCGGAGGAGGUCGCUAUCCAGCCGUCAGUCUGAGACUCAGGUUUGAAUUUUCGAUUCUUUAUCUCUAUCAAUUAGGCUUGAUACAGUCGGUUUACUUCACAUUUCACAUUUGUGAUGCAGUUGUCUCCUAGUGUUUUUUUUCUUUCCUUCAGUGCCCAUGUCAGACAGUUCAUGCAAAUUAAUCUUGAAUUAACACCUAGAGUGACAGUUUGUGUUCAGGGAGUAUUCAGUUGUUUCCCACUGAGCAGUUUUUGGUCUAAAAGAGGUCUAAAUGUUGCCUAGAUGACUGGUCUAAAAUCAGGCUACCACAGGUCUAAAAUGAGAGUUUUUUCAGAUGUCUAAAUUUAGACCAAGUCUAAAUCUGGGUUUUAUCUACACUCACCGGCCACUUUAUUAGGUACACCUGUCCAACUGCUCGUUAACACUUAAUUUCUCAUCAGCCAAUCACAUGGCAGCAACUUAGUGCAUUUAGGCAUGUAGACAUGGUCAAGACAAUCUCCUGCAGUUCAAACCGAGCAUCAGUAUGGGGAAGAAAGGUGAUUUGAGUGACUUUGAACGUGGCAUGGUUGUUGGUGCCAGAAGGGCUGGUCUGAGUAUUUCAGAAACUGCUGAUCUACUGGGAUUUUCACGCACAACCAUCUCUAGGGUUUACAAAGAAUGGUCCGAAAAAGAAAAAAUAUCCAGUGAGCGGCAGUUCUGUGGGCGGAAAUGCCUUGUUGAUGCCAGAGGUCAGAGGAGAAUGGCCAGACUGGUUCGAGCUGAUAGAAAGGCAACAGUGACUCAAAUAACCACCCGUUACAACCAAGGUAGGCAGAAGAGCAUCUCUGAACACACAGUACAUCGAACUUUGAGGCAGAUGGGCUACAGCAGCAGAAGACCACACCGGGUGCCACUCCUUUCAGCUAAGAACAGGAAGCCUCAGAACAGGAAACUGAGGCUACAAUUUGCACAAGCUCAUCGAAAUUGGACAAUAGAAGAUUGGAAAAACGUUGCCUGGUCUGAUGAGUCUCGAUUUCUGCUGCGACAUUCGGAUGGUAGGGUCAGAAUUUGGCGUCAACAACAUGAAAGCAUGGAUCCAUCCUGCCUUGUAUCAACGGUUCAGGCUGGUGGUGGUGGUGUCAUGGUGUGGGGAAUAUUUUCUUGGCACUCUUUGGGGCCCCUUGGUACCAAUUGAGCAUUGUUGCAACGCCACAGCCUACCUGAGUAUUGUUGCUGACCAUGUCCAUCCCUUUAUGACCACAAUGUACCCAACUUCUGAUGGCUACUUUCAGCAGGAUAAUGCGCCAUGUCAUAAAGCUGGAAUCAUCUCAGACUGGUUUCUUGAACAUGACAAUGAGUUCACUGUACUUAAAUGGCCUCCACAGUCACCAGAUCUCAAUCCAAUAGAGCAUCUUUGGGAUGUGGUGGAACGGGAGAUUCGCAUCAUGGAUGUGCAGCUGACAAAUCUGCGGCAACUGUGUGAUGCCAUCAUGUCAAUAUGGACCAAGCUCUCUGAGGAAUGAUUCCAGCACCUUGUUGAAUCUAUGCCACGAAGAAUUGAGGCAGUUCUGAAGGCAAAAGGGGGUCCAACCCGUUACUAGCAUGGUGUACCUAAUAAAGUGGCCGGUGAGUGUAUACUGCACUGUAUAUUGCUCAACAGCUAUCAUAGUUAUUUUAGUUAAGUACUUGAAGAUCAGUUAUACAACUCACAGUUGCUUUUUGAAAUAAAUAGUUAUCGAAUAAUGGGUUAAAGUGCAACGUCUAAAUUCUGUCUAAAAAUAUAAAGAAUCUAGACGAUUGAAAUCAGGUCUAAAAAAACUAGACGUCUAACAGCUGUCUAUUGCUCAGUGGGAUUAUACAUGGUUACAAAUUGCUCAUGGCUUGUCAGUUUUUAAUUAAAAUGUGAAACACAAAUCUAACUUCCACCUCUGCAGCCUCAUCAGUUACACACACACCCUGUUAUUCUUCAUUAUCCUGUUUAUUCUAAUGUGUGACUUUCUCACUGUUUUCAGGGACAACAAUAAACCAAUCAACAUCCUGACAGGGAUUGACUACUGGCUGGACAAUCUGAUGUGUAAUGUCCCAGAGCUAGUCAUGUGCUUUCACGUCAACGGCAUCGUUCAGGUAAAUCACACUGUCAUUUUUGUCAUAACUAUAUUCCAUCAUCAUAUGCUAUGAUUUAUGAAAUGGCAGGUUUAUAAUUCAUCUGCCUUUUUUAAUCUCUCCUCUAGAAAUACGAAAUGAUAAAAACAGAGGAAAUCCCUCACUUGGAGAACUCCACCUUCUCUACAAGAGUGGUGAAAGAUAUCGCUCAAAAUAUCCUCUCUUUCCUCAAGUCCAACUGCACCAAAGAGGGUCACACCUACUGGCUUUUCAAAGGUGACACAAGGGAACAGGCUCGACUUUUGAAGUCCUUGCUCUUGUAUGUUUUGCUCUUGUUGUUUUGAUGUUUCCUAUCAUGUUGUUUUAAUCCACAGCUAGUGGGAGUGACAUAGUGAAGCUUUAUGAUCUCACCACUCUGUGUGAAGAGGCCGAAGAGGAGAAAUGUCAGAAUCCCUUCACUCUGCCCGUGGCUGUGUUACUCUACAAGUGAGUAUCUGGGAAAGACUCGGGGCAGGAGCAGGUUUAUGGGUUACUGCUGACUGUCAAAAAAUCCAAAUGCAAAAUCUGAAAGGGUUGAUUCUGUUUGGUCAGCUCCCUAAAAUAUUAAGAAUAAGUUAAAAAAAAGUGUGGUUUGGUAUGAGUAGAAAAGCAAACAACAAGUCACUGGUAUGUUUUGUAAUCUUGAGUAUUGUUAUGAUGAGUUUUAUAUACAUCAGACAUAAUUCACAAAAAGGAAGCAGCUGUUACACCUUGUUGUUCUUCUUGGUGCAGAGUUGCCAGCAACUUGAUGCUAAAGGGGAGACAAAACAGAAAGCACUACGGCACAGUACGAACUCUGCUACUAAACUGCGUCAAACUUCUGGACCAGGAGAGGCAUCCUCAGGUUAGUCCCACACUUCAAUCAAAGCCACAAUUAGAUUAUAGAGGGGAAGACACGACUGGAAAGCAAGGAGAUGAGGGAUAUUGACAAAUUAACUGGAUCGGAUAUCUGAUGAAUGAUGCCAAACCAGCGUUCCGAUCCAGUCUUUUUUUCUCCUUUUAAUAAAUUUUUCUUUUAUUGUCUUACUUAUUUUGCUGUGUGCUAAUGUUCAAUUUGUUAUUUAUUAAUAAAUAAUAAGUGAAUCUGAGGUAGAUGUUCAGAUUUGAUUGAUACUGACUCCUAUGGAUCUCCUGUUUGUUCAGAUCAUUGCGUCAGCUCACUACAUGCUGUCGGAGCUGUUCCAGCUGGACGAGCCUCCCCAAGAAGAUGAAGAGGAGUCGCUUCGGGCCGGGGGCUCUGAGGACAGCUACAGUGAUGAAGACAGGGAGGAUGAAGAUGAGGAAGAGGAGGAGGCGGAGCUGCUGGAGGACAGCGAUGAGAACAACUCCUACAGCUCUUGCUCCAGAUCUCAGGAUGACAGCAAAGCUGUGGCGGUGAUUCGCUCUGUCUGGGAGCUGUCGGUCCCAGAGAAAUACAAAUCCACCCACCAGAUCAGAGUGAGAGUUUUUUUUAAUAGAUGUUCCAUUUUCACUCUGACCCUGACUUUGAUAAUUGAUCUUCCAUUUUCUCUUAUUUCUGAAGCCAAGUGGCCCUUUCCCUGUUUCUCAAGACAAGGAGGAGAAAUGUAGACAUGUGCUGAGCUAUGUGCUAAAGGCAAGAUCGCAUAAUGAGUACAUACAGUGCAAAUGAUAUGGUGUAAUUAACUGUAUUAGUAAUGGCUGCAAUACACCACACAGGGGCUGAAGGCAGUGGAUGGCAGCAUCAAGAAGGAGAGCGAUCUCCCAGCUGCAGAUCCAAACACACCCAUUCCAUUAAAAUACGAGGACAGAAGCGCAGCCUGCUCUGCUGAGACGGGCAUCUCUCUGCUCCUCGAAAGAGGUCCGUAUGUCCAAAGUGGUUUUUGCUCUUGACUGCCAGAACAUUUUUUUUGUCAUUUAAACUCGCUCACUCUGAUAUUUGUGUGUAUGCGUCUCCAGCUGGGCCAUUGCAAGCAGACCAAAAACACCCGACACGUUCAGGGAUGAUCCCUGGCUCAUGGCAGCACCGUAUGAAACUGCAGCUCUUUCUCAAAGCUUCCAAGGCCUAUUAUGUCCUGUCAGACGCAGCCACCAACCUGCUCAAGUACGGGCGAGCUCUGCGAUACAUCAAGCUAUCGCUGCAGUGUUACGGUAAGCUUGCUGUAGUGCUACAGUAACUUUAAGACAUAUUUUAGAUAUUUAGUAACUUUUGUAUGCUUGAAUUGAAAAGUGUAGACUUUUUUUACUUGUAAAAUAAUCAUAACAUGAAGCAACACAUUAAGUAAACUCUUCUUUUUUUUGUCCCCUUCAGAUGCCUACUGUUCAGUGAGCAGCACUCUGCACCCACAGGUGCUGCAGUUUCACAGCCAGUGCCUGUCUCUGUGUGGGGACAUCCAGCUGAUGUUAGCCCAGAAUGCCAACAACAGAGCUGCCUACCAGGAGGAGUACAGCUACCAGACCAAAGAGGACCAGGAGAUCCUGCACAGCCUUCACAGAGAGAGCAGCUGCCAGGGUCAGCCACUAAAGAAGUGAUGCUUUCUGUCCUGAUUGACAGAAAUAAGAGGGGUUUGAUUAUUUAAUGAACAGUCCAUCACUGCACAUGAAAUUGACCUGUGUUUUAUUUUCUCCUGUCAAGCCUUCAAUAUGGCGACUGACCUGGCCAUGGACCCGGAGUAUCAGCUGUUUAUUAGCAGUAAGUGCUAUGAAGCGGCAUACGAGCUGCUGGUCUCUGAGGCCUUGGCAGAUCAUGACUCUGAUCAGCUGGCUCGCGUGCUCAAAAGAUUGGGAAACAUCCGUAAUGAGAUGGGAGUCUAUUACAUGAACCAGGCAGCCGCCUUGCAGACUGAGAAAGAAGGUAUGUUCCAAAAAUAAAACAGAGGGAGCGAAGAGAAUUCAAGCCCUUAGAUUUUAUGUAGUUAUCUAUUUAACAUACAUGCUUUAAGGAAUGUUGAAUGUAAUAAAAAUAAAAUAUUUUACCAUUAGUUUUCAAAUUAACACCCUUUACUUCCCCCUCCAGUGAAAAAGUCGGUGUCAGUAGUGGAGCAGGAGAUGUGGAAGAAGAGUUUUGCCUUUUUUGAGAAAGGUAUCACAGACUUUGAAGCCAUCAGGGACAGAACAAACACGGCCUUGUUGCUGUGUAACACCGGCAGGCUGAUGAGAAUCUGCGCUCAGGCUCACUGUGCCGUUUCUACCGACCAGAGCAGAGGGGAGUUCUCACCUGAGGAGGCGCUUUACUACAACAAGGUGUCGUGUCUAAACCUUGAAGUCUGUCUUGUUGGACUUUGUUUCGGGGGGGGAAAAGAAACCUUUUACAUGUUUUCUUGUUCUACCUAGGCCAUUGACUACUACCUGCGAGCUAUGAAGGCACUCGCAAGUCGAGACAGCCACCCAGCAGUUUGGGACAGUGUGAACUGGGAACUCUCCACCACCUACUUCACUCUGGCUACACUUCUGCAGGACUACGCCCCGCUAUCCAGGAAGGCCCAGGAACAGGUAGGUCGCACGAUAUACUGGGAUCUAAACUCAUCAGUGUGUUUGAUUAUUUAACUUUUUAAAAACUUUAAAGGGCAAAAUCCUAAUUUAAAAUUAUCAUUUAGUGUUAACUUUUUCCGCAUUUUCAGCCUUUUUUUGUAUCUGUAAUGAUCAAAGAUUUGACCAAACUUUGCACCCAUUGUCCCUUUGUGUGUGUGUGCUCUCAGAUUGAGCGUGAGGUUACUGAGGCGAUGAUGAAGUCUCUGAGGUACUGUGACCUACAGACUGAAUCAGCUCGACAGCCGCUCUACCAGUACAGAGCGGCCACCAUCCACCACCGUUUGGCUUCCAUGUACCACAGCUGCUUUCGAAACCAGGUCAGAGGCCGAGUCUUCAAACCAAAACUGUUUGUGUUUCAUCUUUGUCUUUGCUUAGACAUAGACAGCAACUGUUAAUCAGAAAAUAAGAGUACAGGCUGCCCGAAAAACAACAAGUGGUGAGUGGAUGUAUGUAUUUAUUCAGGGUAUCCGCAGGGUCUUAAACAGUUUUUAAAACGUCUCAAAACCAAUAAUUUGAAUUUAUGGCCUUAAAAUGUCUAAAAUUCUCUUAAAAUCUUAUGAAAUGUCUUAAAUACGAUUUUCUAAAAGGUCUUAAUGUAUUAACUCUACUUACAAAUAAAUUACUUGGGGUAGAUUGAUUAAAAAAUGUAAAAUGUUCCAAUUUCUCUUCAUCUUUUUUGUCCCUUUUUGCCAGUAUUGAUGUUUAAUGGGUCUUUAUUUGUAUUCUUUACAGUCUUUAAAAAGUCUUAAAUCCAAUAAUUUAAAUUUAAGGCCUUAAAAUGUCUAAAAUUCUAUUAAUAUCUUAUAAAAUGUCUUAAAUACGAUUUUGUAAAAGGUCUUAAAAUGUAUUAACUCUACUUACAAAUAAAUUACUUGGGGUAGAUUGAUUAAAAGUAAUGGAAAACGUUCCAAUUUCCCUUCAUCUUUUUUGUCUUUUUUUUGCCAGUAUCGAUGUUUAAUGGCUCUUUAAUUGUAUUAAUUACAGUCUUCAAAAAGUCUUUAAUUUGACUUGUUGAAACCUACAGAGAUCACUUAGACUGGUGCGUAUGUAUUUGUUUGUUUUCAGGUGGGGGAUGAACACUUGAGGAAGCAGCACCGCAGCCUAGCAGAGCUGCACUACAGCAAAGCUGUCUGUCUGUUCCUCAGCCUUAAAGACGCUCCCUGUGAGCUGCUCCGCACCUUACUAGAGAGAGUGGCCUUUGCUGAGUUUACUAUGGCAGGUCAGGAAUUGUUCAUCGUGAUGAAUAAUGUGAUGUUUAGUUUGAAUCUACCUUAAAAGUAUGUUAUGAUCUACAUGAUGUCUCCUUAGGUCAGAGCAGCAGUGCCGCGAAGCUCAAGAGUCUGACUGGAGCGAUAGAGAUCAUGACAGAAACUCGCUUUGCUUUCCAGAUGAUUCAGAAAGAGCUUGUGGAGGGAGAGCUGGAGGUAACUAUCUCACAUACCUCAUCAUCUCUACAAAGCUCAGGUUUUUCUACUCUUUUUUUCUUAACAGCUCAACAUCUUUUCCUUUCACAGUUGAAUGAACCAAAACCUGCUGAACCAGCACCGUCUCCUGACAUAGUCAGUGGCCCCGCCUCUGGACUGAACCUCCAGGAAGUGAUGAAGCUGAUUGGCGUGUUCGAGCCGAGUUUCUCUUUCCUGCUGCUGCAGGUGAUCAAACUGAUGACGACGAUGAAACGGAAACCAAGGUGAGUGACUAUCUAAAACCUUUACUUCUAACCUGAUUGCCUAUUUCAAAUUCAGAUUACACAAUUGAUACACAUUAAUAUGCACUUACUACCCCAAUACAGAAAGAUCUAUACGUUUCAUCUCUUUGGGACUAACUUUCAGACCUUUUUUUUAAUGGUGGUCCUUAAAAAGUAGUUUAACAGGCUUUUUCUAUGGUAUAUUUCUCUAAUACAGUAAGUAGGUAUUAUCCUCUAAACUACUUGUAUAACAGUUUUCCCCCCUGAUCACUUUAUUUAUAUUAAUUGCAGCAAUAAGGAUGAAGAGCUGUUAAAAACCUACAAGAACGUCUACUCCAAGCUGCUGCGAGCUGAGAAAAACGCUCCCCUCCUCAGCCGCGUCUCGCUCCACAUCGAGCUCCUGCAGCAGCUGACUCCACAAACAGAAAGUGACGACACUGGGGCCCAUUCCUGAUAACAACACAAACCACAGGGGGAGGAAUACAUUCAAGACUUUAACUCUGAACUCUGCACCCACUCUGGGGAACACUCAGACACCAUCAUUUUUGACGGGCUCAUGCUCAGGCAACACUCUGAAUAACAGUUUUAAAGCUAGUUCACCUUCUGCGCCUUUAAACCAAUGAAUCAUUUUCUAACAUUUGCAUCACAUGUUCUGAAUUGUACAUUUAUGUUAAAAAGACUUGUAAAUUCAGAAGAUAUUAUUUAAUUUUCUUAUUCCUUCAAACAUGUGAAGCUCCUUUGUGAAGGAUGUGUUUACUGCUCCAAACAUCACCUGGGUUGCCUCAUUUUUCUACAAACAUACAACAAAAGAAAAACAGUAAGAUCACAUAGAAAUUCUUCACAUAGGAGCUCAAAGAGACAAAUCAUUUAGCACAUGCGGAAAAUCUUGCAUUUCAGUGAUAUAAUUGGUGUUUUUGAUAUUCAAUGAUACCAGUAACGCUGUGAAUAAAACACGUGGAUGUGGAUGACAGCUGACAAGCUUAACUGAGCUUGGACACCAUAUUUGCUUUCCAAAACAAAAAUGUGCAAUAGUUCGGCAACAUCCAAUGCAAACUUGGCGGCUUGUGUGUCCACAAUGCUGUAUGUAUUUAUGUGAGUUUAUAUCGGCAUGAUUUGCUGUGACAUGGAAUAAAAGGUUUGUAAAUUUUAUGAA
Xyrichtys novacula (pearly razorfish) is the source of this 12212-nucleotide messenger RNA. The record is from the annotation of a GenBank genome assembly. Lineage: Eukaryota; Metazoa; Chordata; Actinopteri; Labriformes; Labridae.